Molecule: messenger RNA, 1763 nt
Organism: Saccostrea echinata
Lineage: Eukaryota; Metazoa; Mollusca; Bivalvia; Ostreida; Ostreidae
Exons: 7
Coding region: 104-1552 (482 amino acids)
Source: RefSeq, a predicted model, not a curated record
GAAUUCGUGAUACAAUAACAAGAAAUGGAAUUGUGUUACUAAAUUCCGUGAUCCGUCUGUAGAUGGAUUUAAUCUGAAAUUAUACUUUCAUUUUUUCCUGCGUAUGUUUGUGAAAACUGUUGUUGCAAUGGCGUGGACGGCAAAUUUCAUUAAAACUACUUUCUUUCUGUGCCUAACAGUCAGCUCGAUUGUAAAUUGCAAAAGGUCCAGUGGCUGUCACACAAAACCCAGAAAGGAUAUUUAUUCUGCUGAAGAGAAAUGUUCAUUUGCAAAACACAGUCGUGAACAGAAAAAUGUUAGACUCGCAGAAAUGGAAAACAAGCUGAACAAUUUACAAAGAGACUUGGAGAACACGGGAAAGGAGUGUGAUUUAAGAAGUGAAAGCAAUAAACAGCAAUUAGAACAAAAAAUGGUUUCUUUAGAAAGUGCACUGAACGAAGAAAAACGAAAUACCAUAGAAAUUCAGAACAAUAUCAGGCGGUUCGAAGAGAUGUUGAAGACUUACCAACACACGGGCCAAAGAACCAGAGAUAUGAGUGAUAAAUUAAACUUAAAUAUAACUCUUCUUCAUUCCAAGACUUUAGAAUUGGAGAAAGAAUUCACGGAGCGCUUAGAUCAAAGUUCGCAAGCAAACAAUAAACUGAAGGAUCGUAUAGGUAAUUUACAAAAUAUCGUCGCCGACAAUGGACAUACAAUCAAAAUACAACAAGAACUGAUAGAAAGUUUACAGAAGAAAAACAUGGAGAUGCGAGAAAGCUUAGCUCACCUGACGGGUAAUUUAUCGGAGGUGAGAAAGACUGCAGAGUAUUUUGGAGGUAAAAUUCCAGACUUGGAUAGUAAGCUCACAUUGAAUGAUCUCAACAUACAGGAAAUGGUCGCAUAUGGGAGAUUUGUUUUUGUAAUUUUGGUGUUGUUCAUGGUAAUUGUAUAUGCGUACAGACGAAGAAUGUAUCAAGAAAGAGAGGCAAAAGAGUCAGCUCCACAAAACAACCCCGUCCCGUUAGAACCAACACCAGGGCAAUACAAGGCGGAUCCUCGUAGAAUGGUUAAGCACACUUCAAAAGAGUUUCCGGUCUCUAGGAGACUAGAAAAUUCUGUGGGUAUUGUAAGCUUCGGUGAGUCCGGAAGUGACGUCCAUAGAGAAAUCAUUGACUCUGUUAUAUCGAAAGCCAAGAUUUCAGUAAGGAUUAGACAUACCAAAGUGAAACAAGAGGACGAAAUCUCGAUGAUUCCUCCAUCAAAGAUAGUUUUUGUUUUUGUGGACGCCAAUAGCCGCCAUAUUAUCCUGGAGAACCCGGAUCAGGAGAUCGGUGAUUUCCGGAGACAGACCACCGAGGCGAUUCUCGGAAUGGGAUGUGACGUAUUUGUGUUAUACGUCAGGGAUGAGGGAGUUCCGGGAGAAUCUCUUUACCACAAUAGACUGACCUCCAUAGAACGUCAUCAACUUCUGUCGUCACUGAAGUCAAAGAACCGUGUCCUUAGUCUGAAUCUCGCUCUCUCUGAUUAUCAGAAAAGGUUUCUUACAGAAGAACUUCAGAAGACCUUUAAUUAAGAUAUUGUCAUACUCUAUAUUGAUAAUAUACUCUUGCAAAGGAGUUUGUACUAAUACCGGUGAUGAGUGUCUGAAUUGGUUUUUUUUUUUUUGCAACAUACAUCAUGAUACAUGUAUGUUUUGAUUCCUGCUUUAUUUUUUUUUAAGUUUUAACAAACAUGUACUGCUAACAAUCACUGUGGUAUUUUGUGAUAAAUUAAAUCGUGUUUUA